Molecule: messenger RNA, 459 nt
Organism: Fonsecaea multimorphosa CBS 102226
Lineage: Eukaryota; Fungi; Ascomycota; Eurotiomycetes; Chaetothyriales; Herpotrichiellaceae
Product: transporter particle subunit bet5
Exons: 2
Coding region: 1-459 (152 amino acids)
Biological process (GO): endoplasmic reticulum to Golgi vesicle-mediated transport
Cellular component (GO): TRAPP complex
Source: RefSeq, a predicted model, not a curated record
AUGGCUACCUCCAUCGAUCUCGACCACCGGCAAAACUUCAAGGCCAUCUUCCCAGACAUACGUCAAUGGCGGGCCGCAAGCACGCUCUACCUUAAGCGCAGAGGACGACGCCAAGCUCAUAUUCGGGACCGUGUUCUCCUUGCGAAACAUGACCGAUCUGCUGAUGAAGAACACAGCUUCCUCUCCUACCGGACCUCCCAGUACAAACUGCACUAUUACGAGACACCAACCAAUACUAAGUUUGUCAUGCUCACAGACACCAAGUCCGGCUCGAUGAGGAUAGCGCUGCAGCAAAUCUACGUCAACUGUUAUGUCGAGUAUGUAGUGAAAAACCCAUUGUCACCGGUCGAGCAUCCUGGCGGUAUUGGUGUCAACAAUGAAUUGUUUGAAGCAAGUUUGGAACAAUUUGUGGUAAGGUCGAUUCUGCAUGCUGAACAAAGCCUUGUGCUGACCAAGUAA